CAGCAGUAUGUCCGAAUCAUGAUUACAACUUCAAAUCCGCAACUGUAGUCAUCGAACGGAUUUACUGCCAUUGGGUCAAAGAUCGCUAGUGUGCUUCCGAGAAAGUCUUGCUCAAGCAUGUCACAAUCUGCUGCAUUUGCUGGCUUGUGGUCAUCGCUUCCAACACCAUUAACACCAUGGGUUCUAGAUGUUAUACAAUCGAUGGGGCAUACCCAAAUGACGCCUGUUCAAGCUUCCACAAUACCGCUGUUCAUGCAGCAUAAAGACGUAGUGGUCGAGGCUGUGACGGGUUCUGGCAAGACGCUAGCGUUUGUCAUUCCUAUCCUCGAACGUCUUAUCAGAAGGGAUGCUAGAUUGAGAAGAAACGAGGUUGGUGCACUGGUCAUCAGUCCUACGAGAGAACUUGCAACUCAGAUUCAUUCCGUAUUUUCUCUCUUCCUGAAUGCCCAACCAGAAAGUAGUGCAUUGAAGGAGUCUGAAAAUGGAGAAGGAUCGCCGCCACCCCCAACAGACACUGAAUACUCAGGGACUGGAUUUCCUCCACCCCUUCUGCUUGUUUCAUCAGAUACAUCUUCCCCAGCUCAGGAUAUACAGCGGUUUCUCUCUACUGGUGCUGAUAUCAUCAUCGGGACACCUGGACGUAUGGAAGAAUUUCUUAUAGGAAAAGGGAAAAUUGUUGUUAGCGUCAAGGAGCUGGAAGUGUUGGUGCUGGAUGAAGCAGACCGUUUGCUGGACCUAGGUUUUCAAGCUGCUCUGACUCGCAUUAUUACUCAUAUCCCGAAACAAAGGAGAACUGGUCUUUUCAGUGCGACGAUGACAGAUGCUGAUGCUCUAUCUGAAUUGGUUCGCGUUGGCUUACGAAAUCCUGCUCGCAUCGUUGUCAAAGUUCAAUCAAAGAGAACAAAGGGAACGAAGUCGGGGAACUUACAAGAAACUCAAGUUAUCGAGGAAAGGCGUAUACCUGCAGGACUUCAAAACUUCUACAUUAGCUGUCUCCCGUCCGAAAAGUUGGUUCAACUGACACGUAUAAUCAAGCAAGAGUCCUCAUCUCAUCACGCACCACACUUCAUUGUGUAUUUCGCGACUUGUGCAUGCGUUGAUUACUUUUAUCGCAUUUUAUCAACGCUUUUACCAUCAAAUGUCCAAUUGCAUUCUCUCCAUGGACACCUCCCUCCCGCAGCCCGCACUCGUGCUCUCUCGGCCUUUUCUUCAACUUUGUCGUCGUCGUCUUCUCCUUCAGUUCUUCUUGCUACGGACGUCGCUGCCCGAGGACUUGACAUUCCUCAUGUUGAUGUUGUCAUUCAGUUCGAUCCUCCAUCUGACUCAAAAGCCUUUUCUCAUCGAUGCGGCCGGACAGCUAGAGCUGGAAGGAGUGGGAAGGCAUACGCACUUUUGGUAGGAAGAGAAAUUGAGUAUAUUGAUUUUUUAUCCGUUCGAAAAAUUCCAAUCAGGCAGCAUCCAUACAUAGUAGCAGAUGGAAGCAAACCGCUGGACACGGAUUGCCCCUCGACAGAGGAUGGUAAUGUUAGUACCUUCAUGUCCCAAAUCAGGCAAACCGUCAUGACAGAUCGCGCUUUUCAUGAUAAGGCUAUCAAGGCGUUUGUCUCUUUCGUUCGUGCAUAUUCGAAGCAUGAGGCCUCCUAUAUCUUCCGAAUCAAAGACCUAGACUUAAUAGGCGUUGCAAAAAGCUUCGGUCUGCUGCGUCUGCCACGAAUGCCCGAACUGAAAGAUCGUGAUAAAUCACAAUGGGAAGACGCAGAGCUCGAUUGGGGUUCAUACUCUUAUGCGGACAAGGUACAGGAAGCCAAGCGAGUUGAAGAAGAGUCGAAGAAAGCUAUAGUAAAGCACGACUCAGAGGCUCGAGCUGCCAAACGCAAGCGUAAUGCUGCGUGGAGUCAGCAAGCUGAUGAUAAGCAAGACAAAGACAAGCGCCGGACACAAAAGGCUAGGAAAAGGCAAUGGCUUAAAAGCCAAAAUAUUGUCAGCGGCGAGUCAAAAAAUGCCCUCCAAACAAGCAGAGCCAGGCCAGAAGAGAGCGGCGGAGAGGAUGAUUGGGACGAACUGGCGCGAGAAGAGCGAUUAGCCAAAAAAGUGCGGAAGGGAGCUGUCUCGCAGAAAGAAUUCGAUCAGGAGUUCGGUGACUUGUGAAGAGUAUGACGAUAUCUCGUGCCCUCGGGUGAUUCUGAAUAUGUAGUAUUUCAAGGUAAACGCGAUCAAUACCAGUAA
Molecule: messenger RNA, 2226 nt
Organism: Suillus bovinus
Lineage: Eukaryota; Fungi; Basidiomycota; Agaricomycetes; Boletales; Suillaceae
Product: DEAD-domain-containing protein
Exons: 9
Cellular component (GO): nucleolus
Molecular function (GO): RNA helicase activity; nucleic acid binding; ATP binding
Source: RefSeq, a predicted model, not a curated record